AAGCUUGACAGCUUGAGACCAGCACGCAUCAACCCGCUUCCUCCUCACCUACCCCCAUGUCGACCAACCCCAACACCGCGCUCGCCGAGGCCCAGUUCGCCUCGCUGUCGGACAAGACGGCGUCCGACUUCCGCCAGCAGGGCACGACGUCGGUCGACGACGAGAGCGGCGUGACGGACGGCGGCCUCGGCGAGUUCCAGAAGUUUGGCGCGGGCGUCGAGGUCGGACGGACGGGAGCGAGCGGUGGUGGCGACAACAUGAACAUCCCUCCCGAGCAGGGCGGCAACGCGCGUACCGAGGGCUCGCACGCGUCGCACUUUGACGGCGUCCCGGCCGGCGAGGACAAGGACUCGUGGCUCGCCAAGACGCAGCCGGGCCAGAUCAACCAGAGCGGCAGGUCGAACGAGACGGCGGGCACGAUCGACGCGCCCAAGGACGGCAAGCCUCAGCUCGAGGAGCAGUGAGCGGUGCCGCACGAGCGAGGGGGGCAGCCCGAACAGUACAUAGCAUGACGUCGCAAUGCAGCAAAAGCAGUGUCCCGCAGCCUCUC
Messenger RNA from Rhodotorula graminis WP1, 550 nucleotides. RefSeq lists its product as uncharacterized. The coding region runs from base 57 to 464 and encodes 135 amino acids. The record is from RefSeq and is a predicted model, not a curated record. The transcript has 5 exons. Lineage: Eukaryota; Fungi; Basidiomycota; Microbotryomycetes; Sporidiobolales; Sporidiobolaceae.